UCUAGACUUUUUUUUAACAGGUAGUCCAACGGGCACGCGACACAUUUUCUCGCGGCGUCACCAAACCGCUAGCAUGGCGCAAGCAGCAGCUCAAGAACCUCCUACGUAUGUACGAGGAGAACUACAACGCGAUGGUCGAGGCCCUCCACAAGGACCUGCGGCGGUCCAAGAUGGAAGCCGUCCUGCUGGAAGUCGACUACUUGAUCAACGACUUGAAGAGCAUGCUGCACCAUAUCGACGAGUGGGCCAAGCCUGAACACCCGCCAAAAGGUUUCGUGAACAUGCUGGAUGAAGUAGUGAUCUACAACGACCCGUAUGGAGUGGCUCUCGUCAUCGGCGCGUGGAAUUAUCCGCUGCAGUUGCUGCUGCUACCCAUGGCUGGAGCCAUCGCGGCUGGCAACGCUGUUAUUGUGAAACCCAGUGAGCUCUCCGUCGCUUGUGCUAAAUUCGUGGUGGAGAUGCUGCCGAAAUACUUGGAUAAUGACGCAGUGCAAGUGGUCGAAGGCGGCCCAGCAGAGACGACAGAGCUGCUCAAGCAGAAGUUCGACUACAUCUUCUACACGGGCGGCACCAACGUCGGCAAGAUCGUGCACGCCGCCGCCGCUAAGUACCUCACGCCCGUCACGCUCGAGUUGGGGGGAAAGAGCCCAGUGUACAUCGACAGCACAGCGGACCUCGCUGUGACCACGAAGCGGAUUCUCUGGGGAAAGUUCAUCAACUCCGGUCAGACCUGCAUCGCGCCCGACUACAUUCUGUGCACCAAGGAGAUCCAAGACAAAUUCGUGGCCGAGGCCAAGAAAGUGCUAAAGGAGUGGUACGGAGAAGACCCGCAGAAGUCCCCGGAUCUAUGCAGGAUUGUCAACAGCAGGCAUUUCAGCCGCCUCCAAGCGCUAGUAGACGCCAGCAAGGACAAGAUCGCCGUCGGCGGCGCCUCCGACGCGCAAGAGCGGUUCAUCGCGCCCACCAUCCUCACCAACGUCACGGCGGGCGAUAAGAUCAUGGAAGACGAGAUCUUUGGCCCCAUCCUGCCGAUACUGCCUGUGCAGAACGCCUAUGAAGCCAUCAAGUUUAUCAAUGAGAGAGAGAAGCCGCUGACGAUGUACAUCUUCAGCAAGGACAAGGGGCUUGUGUCUACUAUAGUGGACAGCACCAGCUGUGGCGGCAUCUGCGUCAACGAUACUAUCAUGCAUAUGGGAGUUGAAACGCUACCGUUCGGUGGAGUAGGGCACAGCGGCGUGGGCGCGUACCACGGCAAGGCCACGUUCGACACGUUCACGCACAAGAAGAGCUGCCUCAUCAAGAACUUCUCGCCGAUCGGAGAGAAGCUCGCUUCCGGCCGCUACCCGCCAUACACCGACGGCAAGCUGAAUUUCAUCACGGCACUGAUGCGCAAGCGGCACGGGCCCUCGUUCGCCGCAUUACCCUACUUGCUGUGUGUGGCGCUCGGCGCUGGCAUUACCUACGGCAUCGUCGCCUGGAACAAGGCGGUGUCUGAGGAGCUAUAGACGAGCGGACUGUAAACAGACGCAAGCAACGAAGUACCAGGGAUAUUUGUGAUAAUAUUGUUAUAUAAGAAAUGUUAUAUUAUAUCUUUACUAUUUUAAAUAAUGAAACUUAAUAUUUCUGGCAUUCCGCUCAACUGUUGCAUUUAUGUUUUUAUAUUUUAUUUUGUUUACUGUGUACGUGUAUACACAAAUAUAAUGCUGUAAUCAUGAAUUAUACCAUACAUUUGUAAUACAACAGCACCGAUAACAUGGCCGCGCGAUAAACGAUGAAACAUAAAACAUCAGGCCGUCCCUACCGCACUUACAAAUAGUGCGAAAGGGACGGCCUGAUGUUAUAUUAUUUAUCGCGCGACCAUAUUUGCCUGCCUGGUCAUCUCUUUGUAACAUAUAAAGUUGAAAAGUCAGUUUUGCGCCUGAAUAUUACAACAAAUGUUUAGUUACAGUACCUACACAAUAAUUAUUUUAUGAUUGUAUUAGCCAGAUACUCGUAUUAGGCCAAGUCAGCAAGGACCUUUAAUAUUUCAAGCUUGCCAUCUGUCACGAACAUUUUUAAAUCAUUUUAUUUGGACACAAAUGUUCUUACUUGUUUAAAACGCUUUUUUAUUAGUAUAAUUUACUAGAUAAUUAUAAUGUUUAUAUUAUUUUUCUAAACUAAGUCACUGUUCCCCUAACGAAGUUACUUAAUGUAUAAAAUACUAGAACACUAGACAGCUACGUAGGAUGUAUGUUUUAGUUAAGAACCUUAGGUGAUGGUUUUUGAAGAUUUCCGUUGCCUACAUUUUAAAUGAAUAUUUCAUAUACAAUUGUGUAAAAUGUGUAAUGAUAUUAAUGAUGGAUUAGAUUGGUUUCGUGCGUAUUUGUUUUUUAGUACUAACACCCAAAAGAAAGGGAUGAAUAUAAUUUUCAUUAUUCAGAAAAAUGGUGUUAUCAAUGUUCUAAGACUCCGUGAAACGGAAAACUUAGCCCGGUCGUCGAAAAAUUCAGCUUUAAUUAAAGGCGUCCGCUUACGUGGAAUCGAGUCUUCCAUAAAUUUACUAUGAACGGCGAAUUCUAUUCUACGUGGCGCCAAUGGACGCAGUUUCAUAGUAAAUGCAGAAGGCGGUAAAUUAUUGGGAUUCGAUACGGCGAGCCUAGUGGACGCCAGCCUUAUGUGAGCUACGACAUUCCUUAAGAUUCCGACACAUUACAACGGCAGUAUUGUUUGAAAUGUUUAUGUAAAUACACCUUACGAUU
This is a messenger RNA of Leguminivora glycinivorella, 2738 nucleotides long. It is a transcript of the gene Aldh-III, whose product is annotated as aldehyde dehydrogenase family 3 member A2. Gene Ontology annotation, molecular function: aldehyde dehydrogenase (NAD+) activity. Gene Ontology annotation, biological process: aldehyde metabolic process. The record is from RefSeq and is a predicted model, not a curated record. Gene Ontology annotation, cellular component: cytoplasm. The coding region runs from base 108 to 1505 and encodes 465 amino acids. Lineage: Eukaryota; Metazoa; Arthropoda; Insecta; Lepidoptera; Tortricidae. The transcript has 9 exons.